GUUACAGGAAGUUUUCUUUUUGCCUUUUCCUGAGUACAAUUUCUGCUUUUUCAGAGAGCGUGGAUUGCUGGAUUAGAAUAAAGAUGGACAGAUCAGAAAAGUUUUGAACAUCUCCAAAGAAACAGAAAGCAGUAUGUCAGAAAAUACAAGCUCUCUCAGAAACUUUUUUGUUUACAAGUGUCUGUUUGCAUUAACUUUUUGGAACCAUGUCAGCCUGUCUGUGGAAAACAAACUUCUUACACCUUCUAACAAUUUUCCUGAAGAUGGUUCUGACCAUAAUAUCAAGAGCCUGCCACUCCUAUAUACAAAUAGACCUCAGUCCAAAUCUAGUUCUGACUGGGUUGUGAUACAAAAUACUACAGAAAGCCUGUCAUUGUCAGAAAUCAGAGAUGGCAGUGUAAAAAAAUUGAUUGCUUUAUUAUCUAAUUUCAGACAAGGCUCCGGGUUACAAAAUCUGACACUGACAAAUGUGUCAGUGAACUGGAAUGAUCUUAUGGAAAUUUUUCAGAUUGUAUGGCACUCAUCCAUUGAAUACUUCAAUAUUAACAGGGCCACUCAACUGGGAGACAUCGAAAGCUAUGACUUUGACUAUUCAGGUACCUCUAUGAAGGCACUGACAGUGAAGAAAAUUCAUAUCACAGAUCUGUACUUCAUUCAGGAUGACUUAUACAGAAUAUUUGCAGACAUGAAUAUUGCAGACAUGACAAUAGCUGAAUCAGAGAUGAUACAUAUGCUUUGUCCUUCAUCUGUUAGUCCCUUUAGACACCUAAAUUUUUUAAAGAAUGAUUUAACAGAUUUUCUUUUUCAAACAUGUGACACCCUAAUUGAACUGGAGACAUUAAUCUUGCAAAGGAAUAAAUUUGAGAGCCUUCUCAAGGUAAGCUCCAUGACCAGCCGUAUGAAAUCACUGAAAUAUCUGGACAUGAGCAACAACUUGCUGCACCACGAUGGAGCUGACGUGCAAUGCCAGUGGGCCGCGUCUCUGACGGAGUUGGACCUGUCCUCCAAUCAGUUGUCAGAUGCCGUCUUUGAGUGCUUGCCAGUCAACAUCAAAAAACUCAACCUGCAAAACAAUCAGAUCAGCAGCGUCCCAAAGGGGAUGGCUGAUCUGAAAUCCUUGGAAGAGCUGAACCUGGCAUCGAACAGGCUGACUGACCUGCCGGGGUGCAGUGGCUUUACAUCCCUGCAGUUCCUGAACACAGAGAUGAAUUCCAUCCUCACGCCGUCUGCUGACUUCUUCCAGAGCUGCCCAAGGGUGAGGGAGCUACAAGCUGGGCACAACCCAUUCAAGUGUUCCUGUGAGCUGCAAGACUUCAUCCGUCUGGAGAGGCGGUCAGGGGGGAAGCUGUUUGGCUGGCCGUCGGCGUACGUGUGCGAGUACCCGGAAGGCUUGCGCGGCACGGAGCUGAAGGACUUCCACCUGAGCGAACUGGCCUGCAACACGACGCUGCUGCUGGUGACAGCCCUGCUGCUGACGCUGGUGCUGGUGGCUGUGGUGGCCUUCCUGUGCAUCUACCUGGAUGUGCCCUGGUACGUGCGGAUGACGUGGCAGUGGACGCAGACGAAGCGGAGAGCUUGGCACGAGCACCCCCGAGAGCAGGAGACCGUUCUGCAGUUUCACGCCUUCAUUUCCUACAGCGAGCGCGAUGCCUUGUGGGUGAAGAACGAGCUGAUCCCCAACCUGGAGAGGGGGGAGAGCCACGUGCAACUGUGCCAGCACGAGAGGAACUUUAUCCCCGGCAAGAGCAUUGUGGAGAACAUCAUUAACUGCAUUGAGAAGAGCUACAAGUCGAUCUUUGUGUUGUCUCCCAACUUUGUGCAGAGCGAGUGGUGUCACUAUGAGCUGUACUUUGCCCAUCACAAGUUAUUCAGUGAGAAUUCCAACAGCUUAAUCCUCAUUUUACUGGAGCCCAUCCCUCCGUACGUUAUCCCUGCCAGGUACCACAAGCUGAAGGCUCUCAUGGCAAAACGCACCUACCUGGAGUGGCCGAAGGAGAGGAGCAAGCACGCACUUUUCUGGGCUAACCUGAGGGCAGCUAUUAACAUUAACCUGCCCAUAGCCAUUGAUGCAAAUAAAGAGCAGAGUGAUGUUACACAUACUCAGUAGUAUAAGUAUGUGAAUAACUGAUUUGACUGUUUUGCAUUAAAUUCCGUUAAUAAUUUUUUCCUACUUUUUUACACCAUUCCUAGUUUGUUGUAAAAUGUAAUUGUGAUACAUGUAGAGAUUUGCUAUUGCUUAUUCUAGUUGUCAAACUAGUCAAAUGUCAUCUGUAGUUGCCCAUCAUCAACAAAGAGUGGGAGAGAGAAAUUUUCAUAGUGAUUGACCUUAUUUUUGGGUUGCAUAAAUUUUGCACUUUUCCCAUUGAAAGCUGUAUUUGAAAGUAAUGAUGAUAGUAGUUGGUUCAGUGUCAUCAUGACUGCCAAGGAAUGCUUUUAUUCUUUGUUCUGACGUGAAUGUUGUGGGGUUAAGAUUGUAAGUAUCUGCUUCCUUGGAUUUAAUUAAAUAGCAAAAAGAAGAAGAAAAUUCUUGUUGAAAACCCUUCCUGUACAUGGGUAUAGUAGAUGUCAUGGGUACAAUAUCCCUACACCUUUAGCCUGUUUCCCUUCCUAGAAAUCUUUCUCUUCAUCACAGGGAGAGUUUCCUAGGUAAAAUUUGGAUCCAUUAAUCUUUGUUUAAUAUUCUUCUUCCUUUGCUGUACUAAACAUUCUCACUUGCCCAAAGAAAACUAUCGAGUCAUGAUUUCAUAGAACUCACUAUUCAUUGCCUUCAAAAUCAUAGUAAAUAUCAGAACUUAUGAUUUUUUUAUAAUAUUGUAAUAUUGCUGCUUUCUGAUAUGAUCAUAUCAAGCUGUACUGGGUUACGUAUUUUUCCUGUUCUCUAAAAUUUAGAAGCUUGAUGUUUGAAGGUGAUCCCCCUUUUAUCUCCAGCCUUUCACUGAUGUUACCUUGUUCUUUUAAACAGUAGGUGCUGAGGGUCAUCAUACAGGUGAAAAAGGAGUAAAUUUCCUUGGAAAAUAACUUCUCUGCUGAAAUCUAAUGGUGUUUUUUUUUGAUAGGAGACAUCUAGUAG
Molecule: messenger RNA, 3070 nt
Organism: Myiozetetes cayanensis
Lineage: Eukaryota; Metazoa; Chordata; Aves; Passeriformes; Tyrannidae
Product: toll-like receptor 1
Exons: 3
Coding region: 134-2107 (657 amino acids)
Biological process (GO): cellular response to bacterial lipopeptide; toll-like receptor signaling pathway; immune response
Cellular component (GO): membrane
Molecular function (GO): Toll-like receptor 2 binding; transmembrane signaling receptor activity; lipopeptide binding
Source: RefSeq, a predicted model, not a curated record